AUGAACGUAGGUGGUAAAGAGGGUCUUUCUAUUCAGGAUAGAACGCGGAAUGUGGCAGAAUUGCUGAAAGUGUUGAUGGAUAUCAACGAGAUUAAUGGAGGGACUAAUGCGACAGCAGAAAAAAUGAAAGUUCAUGCUAAAAAUUUCGAAUCUGCUUUAUUUGCGAAAAGUUCUUCAAAGGAAGAAUAUUUGGAUAGUAUGAAGGAAAAAGUUACUGCUAUGAGAAAUACGAGAGAUACAAGAAAAAAAUCGCUAGCUAAUGCUAAAAAUAUUCAAAGUUCAGCCUCUUCCAAUAAUAACAAUAAUAUGGAUAUUGGUAAUAAUAAUAAUAAUGGCGGUGGAAAUGAUCAAGUGUCGCAACAACAACAACAACAGCAGAUUAAUGGUGCUUUUCCAAAUGGUAGCAAUAACAGUAAUAACAACAGUAAUAAUAACAUGAAUUAUAUGCCGAAUACUAUGAAUAUGAAUUCUCAAAUGUUUUUAAAUCAACAAGCGCAAGCGAGACAACAGGCUCAACAACAAUUGAAAGAUAGGCAACAACAGCAUCAUCAACAAAUGCAACAGCAACAGCAGAUGCAACAAGGUCAGAGUCAGGGUCAAGGUCAAGGUCAAGGUCUGGGACAAGGUCAAGGACAGGGGCAACAGAGACAUCAGUUGACUCCGCAACAAAGACAGUUGAUCAAUCAAAUGAAAGUGGCUCCUAUACCAAGAGAAUUGUUACAAAAGAUACCUAACAUUCCUCCAGAUGUUAAUACAUGGCAACAAAUUACAGAAUUAGCCCAACAAAAGAGAUUGACACCUCAUGAUAUGCAGAUUGCUAAAGAAGUUUACAAAAUACACCAACAAUUGUUAUAUAAAUCAAAGAUCCAACAGGUGAAUGCCAAUAGUGUAAUGAAUACCCAGCAAAGUAAACAGCAGCAGCAGCAGAUGCAACAGCAACAGCAAAUGCAACAACAGCAACAGAUGCAACAACAGCAACAGAUGCAACAAAGACAAAAGGAUCAACAGCAACAACAGAUGGGUAAUAAUAACAAUAACACCAACAAUGCUAAUUCUAAUGCUAAUGCUAAUACUAGCAACAAUAGUAAUAAUAAUGGAAACGCCAUUGGAGGACAACAGCAACAGCAAAUGUUUAGGAACAGAGCAGGUGAAGUGCCAAAUGUUCUAGGUCAAAUUAAUCAAAUAUUUACACCAGAUGAACAACGAGCUUUGCUACAAGAAGCCAUGGAGGCAUGUAAGACAUUCCAAAAGACGCAGUUUGGUGCAAAUAUGACUGAUGCAAACAGACAAAGUUUUAUUAGAAAAUAUAUUAAUCAAAAGGCUUUGAAGAAGAUACAGUCCUCGAGAAUGGCUCAACAAGCUGCUGCUGCCGCUGCUGCCUCUGCCUCUGGGGCAAGACCUGGUCAAAAUAAUAUGAAUAUGAACGGUAAUAAUGAAAUAGCUAAUACUGGUGGUAACAAUAACAAUAACAAUAACAAUAUGGCUGUUGGUAAUAACAAUAAUGUACCAUCACGGGGAAACAUGCAACAGAUGAAUAAUUUGCAGAAUGUUCCGCAACAGGCCAGAAAUACACCGAUUUCUCAGCAACAGAUGCAGGCACAGCAACAGGCACAGGCACAGCAACCGCAACAACAGGCACCACCAUCACAAGGUCACCAGAGGACAAAUUCUCAAAAGGCCUCGAUGUUACAAUUGUUACAACCAACACCACAAGAUAUUGAUACUGUUAGGAAGAUUUCAACAGAUGCCGCUAGAACCCCUCUGAGAUUGAAUGAUUUAACGAAUUCCAUUAGCCCUCAAGAAAGAGAAGAGAUUAAGAGAAAAUUACAAAUGAAUCAACAAUUAUUCGCUCAAGUUAGUAAUUACGCACCACAAGUUUACGUAUUUACGAAGAGUGAAGCAUUCUUGAAGGAGGUAUUACAAUUGAGAAUAUUUGUAAAGGAAAUUUUGGAUAAAUGUUCCAAAGGGAUAUAUGUUGUGAAGUUAGAUACAGUUGACAAGUUGAUUAUGAAAUAUCAAAAGUAUUGGGAAAGUAUGAAGAUUCAGAUUCUAAGAAGACAACAAUUGAUUCAACAACAACAACAAUUAAUAAGACAGAAACAACAGCAACAACAAGACCAACAACCCCCAACUGGUAAUAAUACUCCUAUCAAUAGUAUUCCAACGCCUGUUCAAAACAAUGCUAACAUGACUCAAGCUCAAGCUCAAGAUCAACGGAUGAGGCCAAAUCAACGUACUCAAUUACAGAACAGACAAUUACAGCAACAGCAACAGCAACAAAUGCAAUGGCAACAACAGCAACAGCUGAAUAAUAGUAACGCUAAUACGCCACAGAUGAAUAAUAAUUUUGUGCAAAUGAAUGGUGCUAUGCCAAAUGCGAACGCAAUGAACGUUAAGCUUAACGGUAGACAACCUUCUGUAUCCAUCCCACCAAAUGCUGUGAUAUCUGGUGAAAAUGAUAGUAUGAUUUCGCAAGCGAACGGGAACCAAUUUAUAACUGCGAAUGGAACUCCAGAUAUAAUGAAAGGUAACUCAAGAAACGCAAGUGUUCCAACUUCUACUAAAGUUUCGCCAUCUCGUGAAAAGACAGCUACCUCUAAUGGUGCUACAGGUAAAGGUAAUAAUAGCAAAAAACCUUCACCAUCUACAUCAACAUCAUCUCGUAAUGUAAAGUCUUUAUCUAACGUACCAACCCCAAGAUUGGCAAAUGUUAGUGCAAGAGUAACUCCUCAAUUGGUUGGUAAUGACCAACUUUCAGCCAGCAGUGGUGAAAUUAAUCCAGUGUUUAAAAAGGAAGAAGAUGAAUUACAAUCACUGAAUGUUAAAAAGACAGAGAUUGCAUCAAGAUUCAAGCACAGACAAGAAGUAUUCCAAUCAUCUCCAAUAGAUUUAUUCUUAAGUACUCUCUCGGAUACCCUUGGUUUGAAAGAUGAUGAGUAUGAGCCGCAAAUCAAGUUUUCUCAGGAUUUUAUAGAUAUAACUAAUCGAACAGGUAAGAAAAAGAAAUUAACAAAAGUGGCACAACGUGCUAGGGAACGUGAUCCUGUCAAUGUAAGCAUAGUAGAUGGUAAUAAAUUGGUUAUGAAGUCCAAAUAUAUGUCUGAACAAAAAGAAGUCAGAAAUUAUGGCAUUAAUUUAGGAAGUAUCUCAUCUAUCUUCAAUGGCUUGGAGAAUAAUAUCUGUGAGAAAUUGAACGAUUUAGCUUUUAUCAAUACACCAUCCAACAUUGCCAAUUGUAACACUAAGAAGAGGAAACUCGAUGAGAUGAACUUAACUCCAGACAGUAUAAAAUCUAACGCAAAUGAUUCGCCGUCCAUAAUGAGUGAAUCUAAACGUAUUAAGUUUGAUUCCCCAGAGGAUACAUAUGUUGCAGCAGAGGGCAAAAUGAAAAAGGAUGCCGCUGGUAUAAAUUUUGCCUCGACAAUUACAUCUGGUCCGGCCACGACAACAAUGACUAAUGAUACAAGUGAUGAUAAAAAAGAUAUAAAUAUAUGGGAUUGGGAUUAUUGGGCUAACAAAAUAUAG
Molecule: messenger RNA, 3525 nt
Organism: Maudiozyma barnettii
Lineage: Eukaryota; Fungi; Ascomycota; Saccharomycetes; Saccharomycetales; Saccharomycetaceae
Gene: GAL11
Product: Gal11p
Exons: 1
Coding region: 1-3525 (1174 amino acids)
Biological process (GO): regulation of transcription by RNA polymerase II
Cellular component (GO): mediator complex
Molecular function (GO): transcription coregulator activity
Source: RefSeq, a predicted model, not a curated record